UUCAGUUUUGAUAUUUUAUAUUGUAAAAAAUUGUAAUUGAAAACAUACAUAGUAGAUGUGCUCAAAACUAUGUAUAUAUGCGUAUUGGGCAAUGGCAACAUUGUUCAAAUGAAAACAAACAAAGAUGGCUGAUUUCUGCGUUUUUACCACACAUUUUGCUCGAUAAGGAAGGAAAAGGAAGGAAGGGAGUAGCGUUUUUGACUGAUUCUGCUAGACGCGAUUUUAUAUUGCGAAAUAAACUAUGUGCAAGUAUAUUAACAAAAACCAAUUUGAAUAUUUUUAGAUGGCAGAAAAUAAACAACGCACAGUUUGCUAACCAUUUUUCCAAUAUUCUUAAUUUCUAAAUAAAUAAAAAUAACUAAGAGAAAAUAUUAACGGAUUGUUUUGGUAUUUUUGAAAAAUCAAUAUAAAUUUAAAGAAAAAAAUCGUUUAUUAUUACCUUCGUGAACAGAUAAUAGAGUGAAUUUAAAAGAAAUAAUUGAUUGUAAUGCGAAGAAAGUAUGCGAAAAAAGUUUUUAGUUACCAGUUGCGGUAUCAGAGAACGUGAUUGUCGGUCACUGGUAUUAUGUGGUGCAAUAGCGUCAUCUAUGAUAUUGGAGACAAUGUGUCAAUUAUUUAUUUACGAGCUCAGCGACUAAUUGCGUUCCACAUUUAUCCACUUAGCAGAGUCCACUACCAAAGGUCACGAUUCCUACAAAAUUUAUGAUUGAACCCAAAAGUAGUUUAUGGUAAGGUGGUCUGGACAGAAGUGCCAAAUUCGCUCAUAGUACAAUCUAUGCAUAUCAACUCGGAACUUUAAUGGAAUAUCAAAUGGAAUAUCAAUGUCAAAAAAAAUUGAAAGAACAUGAAAGUCUAAGCGGUUUAACAUGUUCACCCCAACGUGGAUUAAAUAAGGACACGACUUCAAUAAGCAAAACUAAACAAAACUUACCGCCAUUUGCAAUAAUGCAGAAAACAGAUGAUAUGUGUUCACGUUCACCCGUGUCAACAGUUAAAGGAUCUAAAGCUCCAAGAUGUUUACCCAAUAUUAAUUCCUAUGAUUCAACGAGGCAACCACCACUAAGUCCAUCCGCACGGAGAUCCCACGGAGCUCAAAGCUCAUACUCCGAUCCAUUUAUAAUGGCUAGUAGAGGUGGACAUUUGUCCAACAUGAAUGAAAACCCACGUAGUCCGAAAAUAACAACCACUUAUGCUAAUGAUAGUUACGAUGAUGCCUCUUCAACACCAUCCUUUUAUCAUACACCGACUUCUGGUUCACAUAGUCCGAGAGGAAUUUCAUCCCACGAAAACUCAAUGGAUUCACCGUCUUCUGGAACAUUUCUUAGCGGUCCAGGAACAUCCUCACCUCGACGAAGUCCUAAUUCACCCAGAAAAUUCGUAUUUGAGGCCAUAAGCCCAGUCACGGAUUACUCUUAUAAAAAGUUUGAAUACUACGAACCUAUUACUCCUGAAGAUGAAAUUUCUAAUGAAAUCUAUGAAAUAAAUACAGCUGAACAUUUUGGCACAUCAUCACGAAUACCCACCUCACCAAAAAUAUGUGAAGCAAAAGGAAAGAACGCAAAACCACUUUUGCGUUCCUCACCUUUAGAAAAUAUUUCUAAUUUAUAUGAAAGUCAGCAAAACAGUAAGAAGGUGAAGCCACCAGAGUGGGAAAUAUCUCAAAUUGAUGAGCAUUGUUUGAUUAGUAAUAAUUAUUAUAUGAAAAGAGAUUCGUGUGUUACAGAGAGCACACAGCUGUCAUGUGACUCGAAUGAUACAACAAAUUGUACGAUUGCUACUGUUACCACAUCUUUCUCUGAGCAAUCAAAAACUGAUGCUGUUUUGGAAGGAUUUGUAUCAAAAGAAGCGACCCCAUUUGAGUUACAAGGAAGAAGUAAACAUCGAAGACACGCUAUCAAUAUAACAUCCAAUCCCUGUUAUCAGGUAUUACACAGUUCACACUCUACUUUAGAUCGUACCUGUUCAGACAGUGCGGCAUCACUGAAGCACCGUAAAUCAACCAGUGAUUUGACUGGAGACUCCGAAUGUGUUCUAAAUAAGAAUAAAAUUUUAGAAGAAUCAAUUUCCACAAGUUAUAAGCUCAGGCGAAGGGGUAGUUCUAAAGGCGGUCUGGCAUAUUUAGCUAGUCGCCGCAGUUCACGGGAGUCUAUGAAAAGUGUGUGCUCCACCACAUCUGUCUUUUCCAACGAUGAUAUUGGGCCAUUAGCUUUUCAAGCAUCAAACCGCGGACGGCAACGUCGAACGUCAAACUUCCUUGAACUACCAGUUCCAGAUCAUAUAAGACCACGUGUAUGUUCUCUACCUGAACGUCCAUAUAAUCCUCGGGCUAGUGAUGAUCUUUACCGGCUAAGACACUUUUCAAUAAGCAAGGGCAACGUAGUGAACUGUGGUGACUCCAUUAUCUCGAGGCGGUCGCGUAGUAACACCAGUGUCAACUCUACUAACAGCAGAGCAAGUGAACGUUCACCAUUCGAGGGAUCAUGCUGUGGAGGUGGGUAUGCUAAUGUAGACUCGGUUCCUUCAUCACCUCAUUCGGACGAUCUCGAACCUCCACCACCAGCACGUUAUCGUAUAGUUAUGUUAGGGGAUUCAGGUGUUGGAAAAACAGCUUUGGUAAAUCAAUUUAUGACGUCGGAAUAUAUGCACACCUAUGAUGCUAGUCUAGUUGUAGAUGACGAAUUUGGUGAAAAGACGGUGAGCGUUUUGUUGGACGACGUAGAAUCAGAGUUGGUAUUCAUUGAUCAUCCAAGAGUGGAAAUGAGCGUGGAAAACUCGUUAUCAACUUAUGAGCCGCACGGAUGUGUUGUUGUAUUUUCUGUGGUUGAAAAAUCAUCGUUCCGAGUUGCAGAAGAAAUUAUAAAAUACUUGUGGCAGGAAAACUAUAUUAAAGAUAAAUCUGUUAUUAUAGUAGGGAACAAAGCGGAUUUAGCACGUGCUCGAGUUAUCUCAACACAAGAAGGAAAAGCGUUAGCUGCUUCACACGAUGCAAAAUUUAUAGAGACAUCCAGUGGAAUUCAACACAAUGUUGAUGAACUAUUGGUAGGAAUCCUAAAACAGAUGCGUUUGAAAGAAAAACGAGAAAAGAGAGCUACGUCAUCGAAGCUGAAAGCUUCUCGCACUCACAUAUCUUUGAAUAUGGCUAAGGAAAUACUGCAAAAGAUAUGUCUUACCGAUAUAUCCAAAUCAAAAAGCUGUGAGAAUCUACAUGUUCUAUAAGUAUCAGAAAAUAAUACCAACUACAUGGAGCGGAGUAUUCAUAGUAAACGUAUUCAUUGGAAAGCAAAUUGUGUGAAUGUUCUAUGGAACAGUAUAAAAAAUAUGUUUUAGGAUGUAUGUAUUGGGUGAAAUUUAUUUUCAAAAAACAGUGACUAUUACUUAGAAUAUAUGUAUUUAUACUUAGAUAAGUUUUAGCCAAAUGUUGAAUGAACUGUAAUGCAAAUCUGUUAGCUGUGCUGUCAAUUCUAAAUUGGAAAUAUAUAAACUUUACAACUACUGCAACUGAAUCACUAAAUAUUUAUAUAACGAAUGCAAGAAACGAAAUGAAAAUUUACGAAUUGUUUAAAAAUUAUACAAACUGUUUCGUAUAUCAACAAUCUACCUACAACGUUUAAUGACAAUGUACCUACAUAUUGCCAAAUUAUAUCACACAGUUGUGAUACUGUUUUUACCAGUUGAAACAAAUAUGAGCAAUACAUUGACACAAGCAUACUUGUAUUGCAUAUGAUAAUAUAUGUACAUAAAUAUGUUUUAAUAUACUAUUUAUAAUAAAACAUACAAAAAUGCGACUGUAUUCAGAUACUUGAUACUCGAGUAUGAGAAUAAUAAUUUCUUUCAAAAAAAUUUAUUACUUUUAUAUGUAAAGCUUAACUCUAAAUAAAAAGCAAAGAUUUCUUUAAGAGCCAUUUUAGUAAAUUGUUCAGUUAGAAACGUUCAAUAAUAAUACAUACAAGGUGCGUUCCAAAGUAAACAGGACGUUUUGAAUCUAGCUUCCCAAUUGAUGAAACAAGUUUAUGGCGAUGAUUGCCCAUCCCGUAGCAGAGUGUACGAAUAGUUUCAACGUUUUCAAAGGGGUCGUGAGGACAUAAAUGACGAUCAACGUGUGAGCCAAUCAAAAAGCAGCCGAUAAAUGCGCUGUCUCAUCGAUCGCUACUUGUGACCGAUUAUUUGACCAAAAAUCAACUUUUAACCAUUAACCACUUCCCGUAUUCACCUGAUAUGGCACCGUGCGACUUCUUCCUUUUCGGAAAAAUGCAUUUGCCCAUAAAAGGAAAGCGUUAUGCAGACGUAUAGGCCAUUCAAAAGGCUUGCACCAGCAUACUGGCGGCCAUACUGGCCAACGAGCUAAAAGACACGUUCGAGAUGCUUUUGGACCGUGAAAAAAGCUGUAUUGAAACAGAAGGGCACUAUUUUGAAUAAAAUAGUUCUGUUUACUUUGGAAAACACCUUGUAUUUUUUACAUUCAUUGUAUUCAAAUUCCAAAAUACUCAAAAUAGCGCAAAGAAGAGCUUAAGAUCAGUAUCUUAAUUUGGACAUUACCGCAUUCGAUAAUAAUGAUGUUCGAUAAAUACACAAAAUGGCUCAACUAUAUACAUAGGUAGUCGAUAUUCACUCGCAAAGUAUGUCAUAUUGGGCUGUUCUAUAACGGCAGCUUGACUAACGCUAUUAUUGAUCCAUAUUAUAUUAUAUUUUAUCUACUCGUAUAUACACUAUAUUUUAGAAGCUCAACUGAUGUUUAUAAUAGUAUUUUAUCUGAAUUUGACACAACUACUUAGAAUAUAAUAAAAUUAUACUCAAACAAAUAAGUUAUAGCUAACUUUUUAACACAAAUGGGUUUAUUUCUUUCUUUCUUCAUGCAGUAGCAAAAUUAUUGUGUUUUAGGAAUUUUAAUUAAAUUCAUGAAUUUAUUAAUUACAUACUUUAAGUAGAGUAUGCUGAUGUGUCCAGUAUCGAACAGCAUCUCUUGUUGAUACAAAAAAAGUAAAAGACGUAAUAAUUAAAAUUGUACAAGAGGUUAUGAUUCUUUGAAAACGGUCAAACAUGUUGAAUUAGAUUAUAUAUUGUUAAAUAAAGUCCUCCAUGUUGUAUUUUGUUUAUUAGUAACAUUUACUGACUUAAUACUUUAAUACUUGCCUUCUGCUCCAUUGCAUUUAAGGAGUUGGCACCACAUGUUUGUUUUAGCUGACUCCAAUUUGAUAUUUUUUUAGAAACUUUUUAAUGGUGGAAAUACGAUCGAAGAAGUUUAAUUGCUUUCCCAGCGAUCGUCAAUUUCAGUUAAAAUUGCAUCUUCCUUUGUUGAAUACGGAAAUUUUACAAAAUUAUUUUUUUAGACUGUAUCAAAUGAUAUUAAUUUUUUCAAAUUCUCAAUGAUAUGUCGAUGAAAGUGGAUUCAUAAGUACGUAUAGAAUAUGUACUUAUUAUAUUGUCAAUUUCUUUUACUGAAUACAAUAUAUGAUAUAAACAAAAUUUUUGGUAGCUAUGGCGUUGACUUAAACAGUGUUAAAGACUAUCUUCCAAUCUUAUCAAAAUAUACAUACAUAUACACACUUAUACAAACAUUAUAUUUCUAUAUAUGCAUAUUUGAGCUGUUAUAUAAUAUAAGGUACUUAGUGUACAUGUACAUUUAUAUAUAUUUUAAAUGCAUUUUCUUUAAGAGUAUAGACGCUUUAUGACUGUUAAAUGUUGACUAAUGUACAAAAUAAUAUUAAAAUUUAAAUAAAUGGUAUAAGUUUGUGUGCAAACUUCUAAAUAUAA
Molecule: messenger RNA, 5751 nt
Organism: Bactrocera dorsalis (oriental fruit fly)
Lineage: Eukaryota; Metazoa; Arthropoda; Insecta; Diptera; Tephritidae
Gene: Rgk2
Exons: 11
Coding region: 799-3216 (805 amino acids)
Cellular component (GO): plasma membrane
Molecular function (GO): calcium channel regulator activity; GTPase activity; GTP binding
Source: RefSeq, a predicted model, not a curated record